This is a messenger RNA of Thermothielavioides terrestris NRRL 8126, 3125 nucleotides long. RefSeq lists its product as uncharacterized. The coding region runs from base 154 to 2835 and encodes 893 amino acids. Gene Ontology annotation, cellular component: cytoplasm. The record is from RefSeq and is a predicted model, not a curated record. The transcript is spliced from 3 exons. Lineage: Eukaryota; Fungi; Ascomycota; Sordariomycetes; Sordariales; Chaetomiaceae.
UCGGCUACGCUUACGAGUGAAAGCCUUCCAUCAUCGAUCUCCUAGGUUUGCUUGUGUCGUUUUCAUCCGCCUCGCCGCAUCUCCAUUGUUCCGGUUUGCGACGUCGAACGAUAACGUCGGCGCUUACGAUCUCCCGCCUACGAUAAACAAACCAUGAGCUCAGGUGGGAACAAACCUGGCCCUUUAUCCAAGCCGGGCCAAGGCAACUUGCCGGCUGUGCCGCCAAGCAGCCAGGCGAUACUGCUGGAGAAGUUGAAUCGGAGGUCGACUCCCGACUCCGAAGCGAUGGCGAGCUCCGAUGACGAAGGCGACAGUCACCGACAGGAUAACCCGCCUCCUCCCGCCCAGCCCUCAAAACCGGUGCGUCGGGCCUCCUGGCUGAACGACACAUCUCAACAACCUGUUCCUCGCCCAACCCAGAGGAAGGGGUCCUUUGCGAGCAGUUCGAUGUCUCCAACCACCUCCCACCCGACCACCCCUUCAGGGGAGGCAGGUGUCGCAGGCUGGGGUUCUCACCCGGGCCCGGCCGGUAUUCUUGGGCGGGGUCAUUCAGCAAGUGGUUCAUUCCCCUGGGGCACUGGCAUUUGGAAUACCGAGAGGAAAGAGCCACCCUCGCGUCUGACCGAGGUUCUGCCUUCACCAACCUCCACGGUUCCCCCCGGAGGCUCCAGCAGCUCAUUUUUCUCACCUGACGGGGGGCUGGGCGGCUUGACGCAGACCUCGCCCGCUCCGAGAGACUCACCAAACUCGCAAAUCCCCUUCGCCAUUCCCCUGCACCCGACCCCCAAGACCUACCGUUCCCAGUCCUAUUCGGUGGGGCAACUCGAGCCUGAGGCGAUCGCCCCGUCGAUGGCUACAUCUACCAUCAUGGGAACCCGUCGGCCGAUCGCCCAUCACGGCCUUCAGCACCGGCCGUCCCGGCCCAGCAUGCUUAGUGAGAUGUCAAACGAUGGCUCCUUGCUGGGGAAGGUGAACGAGGACGAGGACGAUGACAGCGGUGGCUCCCUGCAGGGAAGUCAGCAUCAAGACCAGGCCAAGACCAUUGAGAUGCUGCAGCGGGAGAACAUGUUGCUGCGCCAACAGCAGUAUCAGAAUGCCAGAUUGCGCCCAAGGGCCUCGACAGCGAGCGCUUUUGGCCUGAGCAGCAGUUACCUGCAGGAGCCAGUGCCAGAGGAGUCGGAUUAUGCGGUCGACGAGCAAGACGAACUGAACGACGGCUUGGACAUGCCGUCCCGAAGGGAUAUCGCGCGGAGAAUGAGUGAGUUCGGCGUGGGCCCCUUCAGGACUCCGUAUCCGGUGGAGAACCGGAAGUUGGAGAACGUUAAGAAGGCGUUUUGGCAGAGCUCGCUUGGUUUCGGAGGGUUGGGGGAUCUUCCUCAAAGCAGGCGGCACUCCUUCGCAGACGUGCCCACACGGCAGGCUUCAAUCGGUUCCAUUGGAGACACCGUGCAAGCACACGAACCGGCGGCGCAGGACCUCGUUCAUGCGCAAGACUUCGCCCCUUCGUACCCUGAGAAUCCCAACUAUCCGAUGACGAAUCAAGUUUCACCCUACUUCGCUGGCGUCGCUGGUCUUGCCGGUUCCCCGCAAGCUCUGGCCCAGUCUGCGUAUGGCGGCCAUUUUGCGUCUCCCUACGCAGGGGUCACUGGUCCGUACUCCCACCGACCGACCUCGCCUCAUCGCAGUAUGUACGGCAUGUCGCAGCCAAGACACAACCAAUCCCUGCACAUCGUGCUUUUCAAGUGCUCUAGGGCCGAUGUCUUCUACAUCCAGGAGGGCACUGGUCUCACCGUCAAGCCUGGCGACCUGGUAAUAGUGGAGGCCGAUCGGGGUACAGACCUGGGCACCGUCGCUCGGGAUAACGUUGAUUGGCAGACCGCGAAGGAGCUCAAAGAGUACUACGCCGAAGAGCAGUACAGGUGGCUCAUGAUGUACUCCCAGAAUGCCGCCGCGUCGCAGGAUGGCGUAGGGGCUGGCCUCAUGGCCGCAUCCAACGGUCUCCAGGGGAGCGCUGUUGGCGGGAUGGGGCCUCCGAACCAACACCACCACAUACAGGAGUCAGGCGCAGGCGAGCUGAAGCCGAAGCUGAUCAAGCGCCUCGCUCAAAGCCACGAAAUCCAUGCCUUGCGGGAGAAGGAAGGCAAUGAAGCCAAGGCGAAGCGGAUCUGCCAGCAGAAAGUCAAGGAGCACGGCCUCAACAUGGAGAUCCUCGAUGCCGAGUUCCAAAUGGAUUGGAAGAAGUUGACCUUCUACUAUUUUGCUGACACAUACAUUAACUUCAACUCGCUCGUCACCGAUCUCUUCAAGAUCUACAAGACCCGCAUCUGGAUGUCCGCGAUCAACCCGGCAUCCUUCGCCAGCCCUGCUCUAGGACUGCAAGCUCCAAGUGGCGUCGGCCCCGGAGCGGUGGUGAACCGCUCCGCCACAUCGGCACGCCGCCAGGAGUCGCAGCAGGAGUCCCAGUCCGCCUUUUCUGGGUCCAACCAAGCUGGCCGCGGCACUCAGCCAUCGUUCGCCUCGACGUUCACCGGUGAUCGAGCGGUAGCGCCAGGGUCGAAUUACACAGCGACUAGCUUUCCCUACAACACCAACGCCGCCUUUGGGAAUGCCGCUCGGGCAGGAGGCGCUUUGCCGUUUAACCCCGGUAUGAUGCAAGGUGUUGAUGCUUUCUCCGGGACGUUGCAACAGGGGGCGGACUACGCGGGGCGCGGGCGAUUCUCCAGUCCGCAGUCUGUCACUGGCUCGCAGCACGACCAGGCCAUCCCAGCACUCGGGCAACAAGGCGACCUGCUCGGCUCGUUCCAGGGCCUGUCGUUGAAUUCCCGCUCGACGUAAAGGCCCGGCUUCUUAUUCCGUUUCUUCCAUCUCAACUUCCGUCUACACUUCAAGAUUCCCACAUCCGGACCACCUGCGAUCCAGGAACAACAAGAAAAGACUGCCACACAAGAGACGUGCGGAACGGCCGGAACUUCAGUUAUGAGGUUAUGGGACACGUCAGACGACGCUUGCAGCUGACAUCAAAGGCUGCUAUCUUCCGUCGUGGGCGUUUUCUAGUGUUGUACUCGACGAUUCGGGCCAAAAGACCCAGCCCACGGCACCGUCUCUUGUUUUGUUUUUUUCUUCUU